Messenger RNA from Peronospora farinosa, 528 nucleotides. The record is from the annotation of a GenBank genome assembly. Lineage: Eukaryota; Oomycota; Peronosporomycetes; Peronosporales; Peronosporaceae.
AUGUCGACGAGCAAACCUUUUGACCACGCGAGUCAUGCACAGCACCGUUGGCGACGCUUUUUAACCCAUGACUCGAAAGGAUACGCCAGUUUUUCAAUCAUGGCAAUUGGUUUUCGGUUCGUCAAGGUCGUGGCUUUGAACAAGAGAACCAAAAAAGGGAUCGCCUAUCUCACUAAAAGGAUGGUCAAGAAGCUUCCGAAGCUGAUGGUGUAUCCUUUGGUACUUGGUGCCACUGGCGCUGAGCUUCUGACAUGGGGGGCGUCGUAUUUGAACCACGACAAGGACGAAAAGACCAGCAAAGUCACGCGUAAUGCCAAAUUGGCCCCGGCGGCAUUCGCCGUGUAUGGUACCACGCUGAACUCGGUCUACCCGUUAGUCGGACGUUUGCGUCGUGUUCGCGGAUGGCUACGUCCCAUUAAAUGGGGAUUCGUUGGUCUGGUCGUGGACAAUGUCGUCACAAAGUUUUCGACAACUCGAUCCAAGGUAAACAAUGCUUUAAGUUCAAAAAAAGUAGAAGACACGGAAUGA